Molecule: messenger RNA, 5875 nt
Organism: Pararge aegeria (speckled wood butterfly)
Lineage: Eukaryota; Metazoa; Arthropoda; Insecta; Lepidoptera; Nymphalidae
Gene: Nup205
Product: nuclear pore complex protein Nup205
Exons: 32
Coding region: 128-5779 (1883 amino acids)
Biological process (GO): nuclear pore organization
Cellular component (GO): nuclear pore inner ring; nuclear pore
Molecular function (GO): structural constituent of nuclear pore
Source: RefSeq, a predicted model, not a curated record
AUCGGCAGUCGGCGUUCAAAAAAAUACCCUCCUGUUUUAGAACUUGUAUAUAAAAUUUAUAAGACUGUACUAGUAAAAUUGAUGUAUUUUAAAAAGUAAUUUUAUAGCUGCGUUUGUGGUAUUAAAAAUGGAUAUCAACGAAGGGACAACGACAGAAGACCUAUGGACCCCUUACAGAGAGCUGGCAGCUGUAGUUGAGAGUUACCUCACAAAUGAAAGUAGUGGUGCCCCUUAUGCUGUUCACACAUUUGAAUCAGUUCUGAGGCGGCACAAACAGACAUUUUUAUCACUCUUGAAGAAUCCCGCUAAAAAUCCAGUAAGCAGAGAAGAGAUAAAAAGAGGUAUUACAGAAGGAGUUAACUUGCCCAGUGUGGGACGGACUGUUCUCUCAAAGGAGCUUGUAGAUGAGGCUAUUAUAAUAUCAGAUAUGUACAAUGCGAAUGAGUUUGCCUGUCUGGAGCUACUUCACACAGCGCAACGGCAAAGCGCGCGGCGGCCGGGCCUGGCGCGAGGCUUGCUGGCCGUGUUCCUGUACUACGACGGCAGGCGGGCCCUGGUGCAGGCCCUGCGAGAGCUUAUCAUGGCCAGGGAUGGGGUAUCAUGGUCUAUAAACGCUCGAGAGGAAGUUGUGUCGUACGUGUCCCGAUACGUUGGACAGCUGGUGUCGGACGGGCUACUCGCUGGAGUGCUGGAUGCCCUGCGUCGUUUCGACCUGGACACGGAGUUGGACCUGCUACGGCGGAACAGGGCCUUGCCGCCGAGGAAGUACCAUGUCAAGCUCGUCAGCACAAUACAAAGCACGAGAAAACUGCUUGCCGGAGUAGUGUUUGCAGCAUCAGCCCAAAGGGGAUUAGAAAGAGACACACUAUUGAGGCUAUUAUCAGAACAAAUGAUUGCGCCUUCAAAAGGGCCGACCGGUGCUUUGGAUGAAAUAUCUCUAGCGUUGCAGAUGGCUCUACUAUAUGCCCUGGAUCUGUCUGUUUUGCAUAGGAGAGAAGAUGGCGAAGAACUGGCCAAAAAACUACCACUAAUCCAAGAUCCAGAUUUAAUAUCAGUGUUACUGGACCAACUUUCGCCGCCUCCUCAACCCAUUCAGGGCCAGGAGGAUAACAAAAACAGUGCUGGGCUGAAAGCGCUAUGCCAGUUGUCACUGGGCCUGGCCCUAGCUGCAUUGAAGAGGGCGCCUGUGUCGCUGCUGCGGAGAACUGAGCCGAAGACUGAGCUGUUGGACCAAGAUGAGAUGCUCGUCGAUGCAGCCAUCGAUGGAGGGGUGUUCGAGUAUCUAGACGAAGCCAUUCUCUCGACUGAUCUGGUGGCAUCAGAGGAGUAUUACCAGCGGCGUGUACAUUCCCUUAUCACUGAUUUCAUCGUACUGAUGCAUUCCAAGCUCAUGGAGAUGAGGGUCAAGGCAGAAGAGGCGGCGCGUUCGGCCCAGAUGUACAUGGCGGAGGGGCUGAACGCGCCGGGCGGCGUCGCGCGCUCUCGCCUGGAGGCCCUGUUGCGCUGCGUGGAGCGCCUGUACGCGCGGGACCCGCUACAGCUGAGGCGGGACUACUGGGUGGCCUGCGACACCACCGCGCACAACUAUAGGGCCGGUGGCAGGGCAGCUACCUUAUACAAGUUCGUGCGGCUAUCGGGCGAGGUAGUGGUAGCCGCUUUGCUACCCGCCUACCUCCGCGCUCUAGCGGCGUUGGCUGUCCCGAAGCACACGUGGGCGCUGCUGGCGAGGAGAGACGCUUUAUCGGCGCAUCACCUUCUCACUGCACUCUCAUUGUACCACCGGAAUUUACGGGCCGACCCUGCGCCAUUCUCCGAUCACCUUCACUCCUCGUCUCUCGGAGCCUCUGCGAUAGUGACACCGGCGGCGCGACCGGGGAGAUUGCUUGUCAGACAAGAAGAGGUGGAGGCCAUGAUAGCGGCGUUGAAACUGAUAGCAGCCGUGGCGCACGAGGACGACGCCGCGUGCGUUAGUAUAUGCGAGAAUCUGCAGUGGGACGCCGUCAACUGUAUGUUUGGUCUGGUGUGCUGUCACGUGCCGCUGCAGCUAAAGGCGGAGCUGUGCAUCACGCUGGCGGCGCUGGGCGGCACGCCGGGCACGGCGGCGCGCGUGUGGGCGGCGCUGGAGGCUGCCCAGCUGGUGUCCGUCGCCAAGGACAAGCGCGCGCUCAACGUGGAGCUGCAGGAGGUGGAAUGUCGAGCAGAAGAGUACCCGCUGUCCCGCGCAUUUCUCACCCUACUGGACUCACUGUGUGCUGCGGCGCCGCUUCCCCGUACACUGGGUGCGGGUACAAGACCGCCAGGUCUGGACCCGUACGUGGAGCACGCUCUUAACCGCCUGGCGCUAGCGGCGCCGCACAGGCCGUACUCCCGACCGCACGAGAAGUGGCAGGUGCUAGCGAUCAGUUUCCGGCUGUUCGCACGCUGGCUGGAGCAGUACGAGCCGACGGCGAGCGACUUCCCGCCGGCCGGGCGCGAGCCGGACGUCAACCCGCCGCCCGGCUUCCGGCUCCUGCUGCAACUGCACUCGCAGUCCGAAUUCUUGCGCCUCACGCUGACGACCUUGGACGAGGCCCACGAGCUCAUGGACCGCCACACUGCGCCGGAACACAUAUACGUUCAACAAACGCUAAUAAGUUCGCUGAAAAUUCUGGAGCGAGCGUUGGCGUUAGAGCGUCCUCUGAACGUGGCCGCGGCAGAGGCGGGGCGGGGCGCGCUGGUCGUCGGUCUAUCUAAGCUUAUUUUAGCUCCAGAAGGUCCGGACGACACAGAUCGCCUAAUCACUUGCUGCAAAGUGCUGGAGCACGGCGCAGUGUUACCGGAAGCGGCGGCCAAAGCGGUCGCAUUGUUGUGCCGCGCUCUUCAGUCGCCAUCUUGCGCCCGCCACUUGCUAGCGUCCGUUUUACAUCGUCACGAACUUUCCGUUGAGAUCAGGCAUGGAUUCGUGGAGUGUCUGGAGGCGGAAGAAUGGGCUGCUGGGGAAGUCAGCCCAGGGGGAGCGGAACACGCGCGCGCCGCUAAGGAAGGGGUGGUUUUACUUCUUCUGCAGCUGCUGCCCACCGCGCCACAUAGCCUGGCGCACUUUUUGCUUGGAUACAAUUUGAAUGACGACAUAUCCAAAAGUGUACUUCACGAGGCCGGGAGCGCGGGUGCUCCGCGAACGUGUUUUCAUUCUGUACUGGACAUCCUCGAGAGUUUUAUAGCGCCUAGUGGAAGUACUCAAAAAGAAGCCACAACGCUAGUAGAAAGCUGCUAUCGCUUGCUGUACGGGAUCUGCGCACGCCCCGCCACCUCACCGCCCGCUUUGCGUUUUCUGAGAGCAAGGGACUACUUCCUCCCCAGACACGUCAAAGCUACCGUUAACCUUGAGACCGCCACUCCGGCGACGAUAUCGUCCCGCUCGUGGGCGCUGCGAGCGUGUGCGUGCGAGGCGGGCGCAGCGGGGGCGGGCCGACACCACGCCGCGCUGCAAGCGUUGCUCACCGCAUUGACGCACUCCCCGCAGCGGAACGCACAGGCAUGGGAGUGGUGCGUGAUCCGCCGCUCGCUGGAGUCUUUGCCAGUGACCGUAGAGGCGGUACCGGAACCGCGUUGGGAGCUAUUCCACGCGCACCAAUUAAGGCAGGCUAUAGCUGACUGCGACCUCCCCACAGGUCUCGGUGGGAAACGCAUCAGUGUUUCGCGCGUUAACGCUUUAUUGUCGCGCGAACUGGCGUCGCUGCGGGCUUCUACGCAGAGGGAGCUCGUCGUUAUUGAAAUACAAAAGGUCCUGGAUUACGUGACGGAAGUAAACAAACAGCGAAACUUGGCAGCCACACUAUCACACUACUACGAUUCAUGGCGACAACUCACAGAAAUUCUCUUCUGUGUGGCCCCCCAAGACUUACUAAACGUCGAGAGUAGAAAGAGUCUCAUCUUAAACAUCCUUCAGGAUCUCCUAAACAAAAUACCCCCAGCUGAAGUUCUCCCGCAAGUUGGAAACCUCGCUUCGGGCACAGUUUUACUUCUACUAGUUAAUCUCCGCCAUUGCUACAUACUUCAGAAGAGGGAGUCUUCGUUGAAAUCCGCGGAGUUCGAGACGAGUUUUUUCGGUCCUUCGAACCAGAUCAUGCAAACGAAAUCGUUAACUCUUAAGUUUAUACUGCACAAAAUUUUAAGUUGGAUCUUAGUAUCAGGGGUGUCGACUCAAAAAAUCCGUGUAAACUUAUACGGAGCGCUAUUAAACUUUUUAAAUAUCGUCAAUUUGAAACAAAGUCCCGCGGAUCCGGAAGAAGAUGGGAAUACGACUUACGUAAGUCGAUUAGAUAGUUCGAAAACGAGACCGUCCCGUGAGGAAUCCAAUCUGAAAUCGAUGGCUAUCGAUGUUAUUAACAGUUUCGGGGAUAAUCUGUGCUCGAUCGUAUGCAGCGAUUGUAUUGGCGGCGGGCACGACGUGUGCCGCAUGGUUGCGCUGUCUUGCUUGGACACUUUGGUCGAGAUCAAUCCGAGCACCGAUUGGAUGAACACUUUGACCAAUCAGGGCAACUUGAGGAGUCUCAUCGACAGCUUGCUGCAGGACGACGAGGGAUUAAAAGAAGCACUCGAACCCAAACCGAAAUCUCUGCGGGUUUUAUACGUCUAUGAGUCAAAAAUGGCGUUGCUAAUCAAAAUCGCUGGGACCCGCUUGGGUGCUGAAACGAUACUGGCGCAAGGGGCCCUGUCGUGUUUGGCCAACAUGCGCGUGUUGGACUGCCACCCCGACAUCCACACGGGGUAUGGCCAGCACCAGGACACGGAGUUUGUGCCGUCCGUGGCCAAUAGGUUCCGCGACGUGCUGGUGCCGGCGCUGGCGCUAUGCGACGCGUUGCUGACCACGUUGGGCGCCGACAACCACAGCUGCGUACUGCACAUCACGCAUUUGCUGCUAAGCCACCUGGAGUGCGUCGACAUGGUGCUCAGGGCGGCGCACCCGAGCUCCCCGGCGGGGCUGUUGCUGGAGUUGGAGGCGCUGUCGUCGGUGGUGGCGCGCUCGUCCCACCGCGACGUGUUCUGCUCCGCGGCCGACACAGCGCUACAGCACAGCGCGGCGGGCAUGCAGCGGAUCCAGUACCUCAUGCUGGCGUUGCUGCCGCGCUUCCAGCAGCCGCCGCCGGAAACGCCCGACCACGACGCCAGGAUCUACUACAAGAUCGUGUGGAACCUGCUGAUGUUCGCGCGGAACACGCUGGCGGAUGCGGGCGCGGCGGGCGCGGCGGGCGCGGAGGGCACACGGCGCGCCGGACGCGCGGCGCUCAUUCUUCUGCAGGUGCUACUGCGCCGCCGCCACGCGCACGUCAAGCUAUUGGACACCGUGCACCACCAGCUGCCCAAGGUGCACUCCAUGACGCUCAGCGACAUGAAGAAACUCCUCGGGGAGGAGCUGUCGGCCGCGUCGCCGGUGGAGGCGCGCGCGAGCGUCGUGCACACGCUGCGGGCGCGAGCACGCGCGCGCCGCUUGCAGCUCCAGUGCUGCGAGCAGGCCGCGCACGCCGCGCUACAGCUACUGUGGGCGCACACGCGGCUACAUCUGCGCGCUGCCGGGCCCGGCGAUGCCGCGGACACCGCAAUAACGAGGCCGGCUGCGAUCCGAGGCGCGGCGGGCGACGAGCCAACCGAGUUGCGGAAGGAACUUCUUUCCGUGUUCAACGAGCGCUUUGUGGAUGAGCUACUGGACACAGCCAAGAACCAACCCCCCAUCCAGCGCGGUUUCCUAGAGGUUCUACUCAAAGAUAUCAAGACUAUGAUACAGUUUUCGCCGCUUUAGCGUUUGCACUGAGUUAUUCUAGGUACUAUUAAUAAUGUAAUUGUUGAAACCACUAUUUUGUAAGUUUUGUAAUAAUUAAUAAAUAUUUUUUGGUAA